Molecule: messenger RNA, 1302 nt
Organism: Humulus lupulus (European hop)
Lineage: Eukaryota; Viridiplantae; Streptophyta; Magnoliopsida; Rosales; Cannabaceae
Product: outer envelope pore protein 37, chloroplastic
Exons: 6
Coding region: 104-1129 (341 amino acids)
Biological process (GO): monoatomic cation transport
Cellular component (GO): chloroplast outer membrane
Molecular function (GO): monoatomic ion channel activity
Source: RefSeq, a predicted model, not a curated record
AAAUGGAAAGAAUAUCGGGAGUUUCUGGUUGGGUGGGUCAGAGGAGAGAGAGAGAGUACAUUUCAAACUAAAAGAGUAAAGAUUUGUGCUCAAAAAUAGAUUCAUGGCGGACUUGGCAAUGGCGCCACCACCGCCCCUUGAGGCUGCUCCUCCUGCCGCUCCCCUUCCCCUUCCCCCUCCUCCUCCAGCUCCGGCUUCGGCCCCGGCCCCGGCCCCGGCGUCUUCGUUGUUCUCCUUCCCUAAAAGGCCAGCAAUUCGUGUAACUUCGGAGUUGGACAGCGACAGCUCCAUUUUCUCGAACAAAGUUUCGUGCAAGUUGUUAGACAGCCUUGCGAAGGUGAAGUUGUCGUUCAAAAACGACCGCAAGGGUCAGCUCUUCCAACCCCAGCUCGCUUUUAUCUCCAAGCACCUCUCCAUUCACUACGACCUUGAGGACCGCAACGCUCUCCUCAGAGGCUCUUUCGAUCUCGCUCCUGGCUUGCAGCUCCGCGCUACCCACGAUGUCAAGGCUCAGGAAGGGGAGAUUGCGAUGGUUACUAGGCUUGCUGAGCCUAACUAUGCCUUGGAGCUUUCAUCUCCUGUUCCAACCAUUGGUUUGCCAAGGGCAACCUUUAAAUUCCCUCGUGGCCAAGUCUCGUUGGAGGAGAGGGUGGAGAGGGAAGAGGAGGAGGAAACUCACAGGGUGUUGUCUAUUAAUGGCAUUGUUAAAGGCCAUCUUUUGAAUGGCAUUUGUACUGCCCAGUAUGCUGAUGAGGAAUUGAUACUCAGAUACUCCUAUAAGGAUGAACAAAUGUCCUUUAUCCCAGCUAUUUCUUUGCCCUCAAAUGCAUUAUCAUUUGCCUUUAAGCGUCGUUUUGGUCCUUCAGACAAAUUGAGCUACUGGUACAAUUUUGAUGCAAACAAUUGGAGUGCUGUCUACAAGCAUACAUAUGGUAGAGACUUGAAAUUUAAAGCUGGUUAUGAUUCAGAAGUACGUCUUGGCUGGGCAUCUCUUUGGGUAGGAGAGGAAGGUGGUAAAGCAAAGGCAGCCCCGUUGAAGAUGAAAAUUCAAUUUAUGCUGCAAGUGCCACAAGAUGACAUAAAAUCCUCAGCCUUGAUGUUCCGAUUGAAGAAGAGAUGGGACAUUUGAUAUGAUAUUAGAAGUAAUUUUUUUGUCUACUGUUUUUUUUAGCAGCAAAGCAAAAGCAAUUAACAAUAUAAUGAUCUGUAUUUUGAACUUUUUGUAUGUUUGGAAUAGAAAGAUGUUUGUUUCUAUUUCUGACAAAAUAUAUAUUUUUUAAUGAAGAAGAGAGUUGAAAAGAA